AUCUUCAGUUCCAACACAACCACACGCGCACUCAGCUCAAACAAAAAGAAACAAGAAGGUUGGUUUGUGCACAAAAAUGGCAGGCAUUGACAAGGCAUCACCAGCACUGAAGCAAAUUCUGCUCAAGAUCUACCGUGCUGAGUAUCCAAUUGAAGUUGAUCAUUGCUUGCAUGAAUUUGGAUCCGUGGAAUAUCGCAUUCAGUCUUCAGCAUCAGAUCCCCAGCAUACUUACUUGUCCAUAUCGACUCCACUUCUAUCUCAAGGGAUUCUACUUUCGUAUGGACUUCCGCGCUAUACAACAGAGUUGCUUAACAGGAUUUAUUCUGAUGUCGUAGAAUUAGAAGAACCUGCAAGAGAAGGAUUCCAGCUGACUCUUAGAAUUAACCUAGGCAAAAUUCCGAAGAAGAAAGACGCGGAAAAGGUGAUAACAGAAAUUUCAUCAGUACAAGCAAUUAUACUUGGCUCUCAGCUGAAGGAAAUGUUAAAAAAUGUCAACUCUCAGGAGGUAUCUCGAGGUCCUUACAGACCAAUCAAGCUUGUUUAUCAUCCGAGGGAGCCUUUCUUUGUUGUCAAACAGGAAACAAGUGUAAUCACAAUUUUUCCAAUUCGUUUUAAGGAAGAUUCAGACGUGAUUAUAGCAACAUCUUUCUUUCAGGAACUCAUGGAUGUCGGUAGUUCAGGAGCUUUUCUUAAGGCACCUCCUUGCCACUGGUCACCUAUUCCACCACAUGAGUUAAGAGGAGAGCCUAUUGAUGAACUGAGUACCAAUGGAGGUUUUGUUUCUUUCGAAAUUUCCUCACGCCAUGUCGAAGGCAAGAAACUGGAAAAGAUGGUCUGGUGCCUCUUGAAUUUCUACGCAUUUCUUAAAAAUCAUGUUAAGAGUACCAGAGGUUUCAUACAAAGACGGAUGAGAAGACGCUUGGAAAGCUUAGUUGAGGUCCUGCAAAAAGCAAGCAAAGAAGAGGAUCAUAUCAAAAAACCCCAGGAACGUGGCCACAAGAGGAGACUGAUUAUUUUUUCAAGAUCGAGGUUCUUUAGGAAAAGAUUCAAUUUCAAAAAACAAAUGAAGCAUAUCCGCUCUAGAAUCAAAAUUCAUGGACUGGCUCGAUUUCGCAGACGAUGGUUCAGACUCCCUACAUUCGAUUCUGUAAGAAGAUAUACAAAACUACGACAAUGAUGCACUGAAAGAAUUUACUUAAAGAUAAUAUUCUCCUGGAAACAACAUGAUUUUUGGUUCUGCUUAAGUUUUUUCUUAUGGUUCUGGCUAAGAGUGCCUCGUAGCUGAAGCCAUUUGAUUCAGAAUCUCUGUAUAUCGGAAACUUUAGAACAAGCUCCAGCUACGUACACAGUUGCACAGUUUAUGAAAUUCUAAUUCUAAAGUUAGUCAGCGAAAUGGCACGCCGAAGUUCACAAGGAGGGCAAAGAUUCGAGAGAUACGGCUUUAAUGAAGUUCUCUCGCAGUGUACUUGUGUUCAAGUGCGGUUUACUUAGUUUGCAGAUAGUGCGUGAGCUCGUGAGUUUACACGGUGCGCACCCGAAAAGUAGGGCUGCGGGUUUAAAAAAAAUAUAAGUAUAUUGAUUCAAUUGUUUUUUAUUCUAGGUACGCACUACGCAGGGUAAUGUAUGUUAUUCCACCUGAUAUUUGGAUUUGGUAUGAAUUAGUGAAUACGAUUUAUUUUUUACUAAAAAAAAAGCAUUUGUGUCCGGAGUUUGUAUUUUGGUUAUUUAGAUAGACGUGUUUGUGA
Messenger RNA from Daucus carota subsp. sativus, 1745 nucleotides. Its product is annotated as actin-related protein 2/3 complex subunit 2B. The transcript is spliced from 10 exons. The record is from RefSeq and is a predicted model, not a curated record. Lineage: Eukaryota; Viridiplantae; Streptophyta; Magnoliopsida; Apiales; Apiaceae. Gene Ontology annotation, molecular function: structural constituent of cytoskeleton; actin filament binding. Gene Ontology annotation, biological process: actin filament polymerization; Arp2/3 complex-mediated actin nucleation. Bases 77 to 1177 code for a protein of 366 amino acids. Gene Ontology annotation, cellular component: Arp2/3 protein complex; actin cytoskeleton.